AUGGCUCUCUCUAGCAAAGACUUCAGGCAGCUCACAAGAAUUUCUAAGCGAUCAUUCUGCGCUCCACACGACUACAUAUACGACAACCCUAUCUUCCAUUCAAUGUCCCAGAACGCCCGGCACAAGCAACAACCAGUGUGCUGGCAGUUAGAGGUUGGCUUAUGCCGACUUGGUGAAAAUGGAAACGGCGCCAGCGUUGGACAGCUACACCGCUACUUCGGAGUU
This is a messenger RNA of Phytophthora sojae, 225 nucleotides long. RefSeq lists its product as hypothetical. The transcript has a single exon. The annotation marks the transcript as partial. NCBI's taxonomy places the organism in Eukaryota, Oomycota, Peronosporomycetes, Peronosporales, Peronosporaceae. The record is from RefSeq and is a predicted model, not a curated record.